Messenger RNA from Populus nigra (black poplar), 822 nucleotides. RefSeq names its product vacuolar iron transporter homolog 5-like. The coding region runs from base 1 to 690 and encodes 229 amino acids. The transcript has a single exon. Gene Ontology annotation, cellular component: membrane. Gene Ontology annotation, molecular function: iron ion transmembrane transporter activity; manganese ion transmembrane transporter activity. Gene Ontology annotation, biological process: intracellular manganese ion homeostasis. NCBI's taxonomy places the organism in Eukaryota, Viridiplantae, Streptophyta, Magnoliopsida, Malpighiales, Salicaceae. The record is from RefSeq and is a predicted model, not a curated record.
AUGCUUGGCGUAGGUGCAGCGAAGGAAGAUAGACGGUCCAUGGUCUUAUCUGGACUGGCUGGAGCUGUUGCAGGUGCCUGUAGCAUGGCUGUUGGGGAGUUUGUUUCUGUCUCAACCCAAAAAGAUAUCGAAAAGGAAACUGUUAGCCACUUCAGUUCGAAACAUUACGGGAAAGAUGCUCCUGGAAUCGGACUCGAUGGCACCGCAACUACAGCAAGCAUGAAAGGAGAAGCAAAGCUGGAUGACUCCAAGGUCAUCUCUGAGCCAACACAGAGAAUGUCACGAAGUAUGAUCCUCGAGCCAAAGCUGCCCCCAGGUAUGUCUCCCGGAAGGUCUCCUGUAAUGAAGGUAAUCCAAGAAGAUGGAAAGAGAAGUCCUGAAAUAUUGCGGGAGGAUGACAGAGAGGAGGUGCUAACGAACCCCUACAAGGCUGCAGUUGCAUCGGGUGUAUCAUUUCUGAUUGGAUCAUGUGUGCCUUUGCUGUCUGCCGUGCUUGUGGCCCAAAAUGUUGUUAGGAUUGUGGUGAUUGCUGUGGUUGCAUCAAUAGCUCUGGCUUUUUUUGGAGGCUUCGGAGCUUAUCUUGGUGGUUCACCAAUUAGGAUAUCGGCGGUAAGAAUUCUACUUGGAGGUUGGAUUGCCAUGGCAAUUACUUUUGGGUUGCUCAAGCCUUUCGACAAGGAUCAUAGUUGAUGACUUAGAUUAUUUCCAUCAGUACUGAAAGAGAAGCUGCAUAAGGGGGGGUUUGGUUUUUCAUAUAAAGCCAAAGCUGUUGUUUCUUGCUGAAUCUUGUUUGCUUAAUACUAGAUGCUAAUAUUAUUUGAA